UUUGCCACACUUCAGUGGCGUCGAAAGGUUUAAAAUGAAGGUAAAAAUUAUUUGGCUGGCCUUGGAUGUAAUUUGAUUUUCUGUUUCCAGUUAUACGAGAUGAUGCUUCGAUCACGCCUGCCUGAACCCUUUUCUCACGAUAACUUUUCAAGAACAAAAUUUAUUUUCCCAUCAGUUCAAACUAUAAUUCAAUCGUCUUUUUGGGGCUCCUCGGCUCAAAGUAUCAUACAAAAAAAAGAAAUGAAAAAAAGGUCGUAAGAAGAGCGUCUUUGAUUUUUGUGUGGGAAAAUGUAUAAAAGUCGAACAUAUUAAACACCGUGUCCUCCUUCUAUUGUUAAAACUGAUUGUCUAUAUGUUUUUUUUUGCUUCAUUCAGAUUUGCUACAUCGACGACAAGAAGACAAAUGCCACUACGGAACAGUAAUUAAGUGCAAGUAGCGCGCCUCUCAAGGAGCAAAAGAGAUCCCCCUCCAAACAAUAGCAACAUUUAUCGACCAUUGGUGGCGACGGUGGCGACGGACCAUCGGUUGGCAAAAAAACUGGACCAUCAAAUAAAACGACAAAAAAAAAACAUAAAGCUGCUCCCCCUUAGUCCAAACCGAAAGUUGAAGAAAAAAAUUGAAGAAAGACGGGCAAGGGUGCAAACAUGAUGUGUGUCCCCUUUUCGUGUUUUGUUCUUAAAGAACUGAAGUGGAACUUUUGAGCCUCCGUUUUUAGUUCCCACACAUACUCACAAAUACACGGUGUUUUGGUUUCGCUGUCACUGCCAAGAGAGAAAACUAUCGACGGAGUAAAAUGCUGUGCAAAAAAAAAAAACACUUUCGUCGUAAGAGCUUGUGGUGCCGCACCCUGUCAAGGGAAAUCAAUAUUAAAAUCAAUAUACGUUUAUAACGAGUCGCUUUGACCGUCUCAAAAUAAGGAGAAAGGGUAGGGGAGUCUUCCCACAACAGCCAAAUUGAGGAAGUCCUGGUGGACGGUUCUCUGAGGUUUCGUCUGGCUGAAAACAUUGGUCGUGCGUGAACAAAAGCGGGAAGCAGACACUCUCCUGCCCUUUUUUUAAAUUACGAGCCUACGGGCGGGACGGCCGCGUGUCUUGGAAGACGGUUUUUUCUCGUUGUACUUUUUUGUUAGCGCUGUUGGUGUGUUGGGAUUGUUCACGGCGAUUUGUUCCCACCGAAUCUCCCCAUAAGAGCCUGGGCAUCAUUGCUGAUCAGUGAGGAAGGAAAGCAAAGUUCGUCCCGUGGACCGACGGUCCCGUAAACCACUCCCCUUCGGUUGCGCUUGUUGCGCGCUCUUCGGGUGUGCGGUGCCAAUGCUGUCCCUCUUUAUUUGCCGGGAAGUGGAAGCGAGAGCCGCAGCAACACAAUCUCUCUGGUGUGUACCCCGUCGGUCCGGGGUCUGGCAGCAACGCUGCAACUCGAUCCGUUUGUCGCUUGGACGCAACAAGUUACCAGCCGGUACAGCAUCUGCAACAGCGCCGAAUGUCGCACGCAGGCGGAGAACUGCGCAUGAUACACGUAUAAAAGCGGCUCGCCCGAGUGUGUCGGAACUUUAGUUUCUUCGGAACCGUCCACAUCUAGACUUCUAGAGCUUGAGCUCUCGUGCACGGUUUCGAAGCACUUUUGAGUUGUUGUGGAAAGAAUCAGCUGUAAAAAAUCUCGUGUGUGUGUUGGUGUGCGUGCGUGCGGUGUGUGCUAGUGAAGCUGAUAGCCGUUAAACGACCCAACUCGUCGGGUGCAAAGGAUAUAAAAAAAACAUUCUAGCGGGUGUCACGCAUUUGUUUGCGAGUCGAGUCAUUCGCUGUAAAUCAGGCUAAGCGAGCAUGGCGGUCAAAUACGAUGCGGAUGCGGACAAGGAAGGCGUCGCCGGUGGGUCGAAAGCACCACCAUCCUCACCAAUACCCGACGACAAUCAAACAGAUCCAACCUUUCAAGCCCUACCACCCAUGAUGGAGGAGCAGUACGUUUACUACCCGGAGGACGUGUUUGUGAUGAUACAGGUCGUACGCAUCAGAUGGUUGCUGCGCCUGAUUAUCACCCAUCUGGUAUCUCAAGUGCUGAUAUCUUACAUGGAUUAUUCACCCCAGGGACAGUAUAUGUGCCAAACCGUAAUGUUGGUGUUGAUGUACUAUUAUGGCAUUUAAAUGGUAACACCGAUGCUGAAGCAGAAGAUGAGGAGUAGAAGAAGGAGGGACCAUAUGAUGUCAUCGAUACGCCCAGCGGCAGCCAGCAGCAGCUCAGCUUCUUUUCUGUUAGUAUGGACUCGGAUCGGAGGACACGUUUUCGAGUUCUUGGACGAUACCAAACACCACCGCAGUCAUCCUGUUGUUAGCCACAUCAACCAUUUCACCUAUCAGUAGCGUACUUGAGAUUCUGUAGUGGUUUUUGCUACAGUGUGUCAUCUCCUUACCAUCCUACAACAUCCUUACGUAAGCGUGUUAGGGAUGGGAAAACAAACUUAGAUGUAACCGCUCAAAGUUUGCAGCGAUAGACCAACUGCGCGAUGGUUUAUCGCUCCACACUUUGUUUUGUUUUUCGUUUACUUCUUCUUAUUAAUCUUAAUGGGUUCAGUUUUCUAUAGUAUUAAAAUGAAUCCACCUGUACAUAUAGGUUCUACCAGCAUCACUCUCCAUCCAAUUGCGACAUGCAAUCGAUACGGUGCCUUUUUGCCCACUGUCCAACCCCAAAACGCCGGCUCAAUGCGUUUGAAUGGACUUUAAACGCAUUUGACGCCAUCUUGUAAAUAUUUCGACACGAGGCAAAGAGGUAACCCCCCACUAGGAAUCGACUUGCACUGACAAGAAGAUGAAUAAGCUAGUUUAAGCGGAAUAGUAUCUAAGUUUAGGAAAUAAGGAACAAUAAUACCUAAGUUUAGGAGAUGAGGGAUUUACCCUUUAGGAGGGUAAAGGCGUGUGUUGGUUGGUGUUUAGCCAGCACUAAUAGUUCGUUUGAUCUGAACUGUUAUUUGUAUAAAGUCCAGUUCAACUACCAAACCAAGGGCCGGGGUAUCUGCAAUGUACAAACAUGGUUUAGAUGUUUGUUUGUUCCUUCGCAUUGUUGCGAAAGACAAGCAAAACUCGAACCAUUUUAGGCGAUAAGGUUUUCUGUUGAAGUAAAAAUUAAGAUAAGUCUCACUUCAGAUUUGUUUAGCUGCACUGAGGUGUAAAUGCGCAGCUGUACCUGUAUGAAGGCUUCAGGGUUCGUUCUUAUUUGCAGACUGUCCAUAAUAUAAUGUACAAACAGAUUGUACGACAUGUAAAUAUCGGACACGAAGCAAAUAAGUAACAAAAUUAGUUUUGUAAGAUCCGAGUUAUUUGGGAAGGGAUUUAUAGCAUAAAAAAUAACAAUAAUAAUAAUAAUAGUAAGGAAAGUAAGAUGAGAAGAUAAAAAGAACUAAGUAGACAUAAGACGUGGAAGAAUGCUAAGAAAAAUGGUAUAAGGUAAGGUUGGGAGAUAUAAAUAUGAUUAUAUCUCUUAGCUUUACCUUGUAGACUAUAGAUAUGUAUAUAUAUAAAUGUAUACAUAUACAUUUAUAUAUAUACAGACAUUUCAACAUUUCUAUUAGAUUCUGGGAAAUGAUCCACUGUUAGUAAGGAAACACGUGCGCAGGAGCUCUUGUAGGUAGUGCUAGUAGGUGCAAUGUUUGAUGAGGCCGGCAAUCAGGCAAACAAGGACUAUAAAAUUGUUCUAGAUUUAGAAAAAGGACUACGAAUAUUGUCUACUUCUUUAUUCAUCAAAGCAUUCUCAUACUCUUGCAAUGUGUGUCCAACAAAAAAAGAGGUAGAGAGCGAUAGUGAUCGCACCACUUGUUGCCAGUUCGGAAUGGAACUCACGGCGGCUGCUCUAAUCGAAGGUGCUCGUACAAUCGGGCUGUGAAUAAUCCCUGUUAGUGUUGUUGUUUAUAACAUUGUUAUCAUCACACGUGUCUACAUAUACUUCCUGCAGGAGUAUUUUCUCGCUUCCUAGCCACAUGCCAAUAAAUGGUGCGCACCACUUUGCUGCUAAAUGUUAGAAAGAAAACCAUCACUAUUAUUAGCAUCGGCUUUAUCAGCUGGGUGCAACUACUAACCAGCCGUGUAUUAGACAACAACAUAAAGACUUGCAAAUAGCCUUGAAGAGAUACUAAUAACCAUCGUAUAUAUGUAAUCAAUCGCGUACAGUAGUGGAAACGUUUCCUCCUACUUUCGGAAAUAAAUAAUCAUAUGUGUGUGUUGCACUUGCUUUCUGUGUCUACAUACAAAAAAACAUGCUUUUGUGUAUUUAUUUCGAUUUGCUUCACAAAUAACAG
Anopheles coluzzii is the source of this 4286-nucleotide messenger RNA. RefSeq lists its product as uncharacterized. The record is from RefSeq and is a predicted model, not a curated record. The transcript is spliced from 3 exons. The coding region runs from base 1822 to 2142 and encodes 106 amino acids. Lineage: Eukaryota; Metazoa; Arthropoda; Insecta; Diptera; Culicidae.